CUCCUGACAUAUUUCGUGAGCACUCGACACACCAACUUCCUCCAAGUCUGAGAGAGAACACAGACGAUCAAUUAUUGAACACUCUUGUUCUUGAAUAGGAGAUUUUCUUUCUGCUUCUCUAAUUUGGGGCUGAAUUAAAAUGGCGACCGUCACCUCCUCACACAUCGUAUCUCGGAGCUCCAGCCAUGGAGCUUGUGUGUCAGAGACUAAGCACAGUUUGGCCCAAAUAAGCCAGAGGAACCAAGCCAUGUCUCACAAUGGCUUGAGAUCUCUCAACAACUUGGAUAUGCUGAGGAUUAAGUCUGCCAAUGCCGUUGCUAGGCAAGCCGUGAGGAAGGUUGAGGACCCCCGAAACGACAGGAAUGUUGGCCAGAUUGUCUGUGGACAUGGGAUGUCUGUGGUCUUUGUUUCAGCCGAGGUUGGCCCGUGGAGCAAGACUGGUGGACUUGGUGAUGUCAUUGGUGGAUUGCCACCGGCAAUGGCUGCUAACGGGCAUCGGGUUAUGACCGUUUCGCCGCGGUAUGAUCAGUACAAGGAUGCUUGGGACACUUAUGUGCUAGUUGAUCUAAAAGUUGGUGAUAGGAUUGAGACCGUUCGCUUUUUCCACUGCUUCAAGCGAGGAGUUGAUCGUGUGUUCAUUGAUCACCCAUGGUUCCUUGAGAAGGUGUGGGGCAAAACUGGUUCUAAAAUUUAUGGGCCGAAGACAGGAGUGGAUUACAAGGACAACCUGUUGCGCUUCAGCUUGUUUUGCCUGGCUGCUUUGGAGGCCCCAAGGGUUCUAAACUUGAACAGCAAUAAAUAUUUCUCAGGACCGUAUGGGGAGAAUAUUCUAUUCGUUGCCAACGACUGGCACACUGCUCUUCUUCCGUGCUACUUGAAAUCCGUAUACCAACCUUUAGGGAUAUACAAAUCUGCCAAGGUUGCAUUCUGUAUACACAACAUAGCCUACCAAGGAAGAUUUGCCUUUGCUGACUUUGCACUUCUCAAUUUGCCCGAUCGAUUCAAGAGUUCGUUUGACUUUAUGGAUGGGUAUGACAAGCCUGUAAAGGGAAGGAAAAUCAAUUUGAUGAAGGCUGGAAUUUUGGAAGCACACAGGGUUGUAACUGUGAGCCUGUACUAUGCCCAGGAACUUAUUUCAGGAGAAGCCAGAGGUUGUGAAUUGGACAACAUCAUUCGUAUUACUGGCAUCAGCGGUAUUGUAAAUGGCAUGGACGCCCAGGAUUGGGAUCCAACCACCGACAAAUAUCUCAGUGUCAAAUAUGAUAUCACAACUGUAAUGGAUGCAAAACCUGUGUUGAAGGAAGCGCUUCAAGCCGAAGUCGGUUUGCCUGUGGAUAGGAGCAUUCCUGUCAUAUGUUUCCUAGGUAGACUGGAGGAGCAGAAAGGUCCAGACAUUCUAGCAGCUGCUAUUCCACAGAUCAUUGAUGAGAACGUUCAAAUAAUAAUGCUUGGAACUGGCAAAAAGUACCUUGAGACGAUGAUUGAAGAUCUUGAGAAAAAAUAUCCUGACAAGGUUAGAGCUAUAGCAAAGUUCAACACCCCCUUAGCUCACAUGAUGGUGGCUGGGUCCGAUUUUAUCGUGAUCCCAAGCAGGUUCGAACCAUGUGGUCUUAUUCAGCUGCAAGCUAUGAGAUGUGGAACAAUCCCUUGCACAAGCUCAACUGGAGGACUUGUUGACACUGUCAAGGACGGUUUUACAGGAUUCCACAUGGGAAGCUUUAACGUUGAAUGUGAGAAAAUUGAUCCAGCUGAUGUAACUGCUGUGGCAACAACUGUCAAGAGAGCUCUUGCAACACAUGGGACUCCUGUCCAAAACAGGAUGAUCAAAAACUGCAUGGCCCAGGAUCUCUCAUGGAAGGGACCGGCUAAACAAUGGGAAAAGUUCCUGUUGGACCUGGAAGUUGCCGGAAGUGAACCGGGCAUUGAAGGGGAAGAGAUUGCCCCUCUUUCCAAAGAAAACGUUCCUACUCCCUAAGCUCCCUUGUAUACCGUUGUUUUCUAGUCUACGAGUAAUAGUAAGUUAACCUCUUAGAGGGUAUUAACAGACCCUUGCUCACUUGAUUCCAGUUUCAAGUGAGCGUGAUGUUUUGUGUAUAAAUGAGCGCUGUUUCUAGUAAAGAAUGAUUUAAGUUUUCAAGGAUAAUGGCAUUUGCAGUUCUAAAUUGAUGUAGCGAACAUAAAAAACUAACAUGAUGAACCGCAUGUUAGUUUUUUUCAGUUGUGAAUACCUGAAGAUGCAGUUUUUUUCAGUUCUUCCUUCUGCCCGUUUUUAAGUUCGGAGCAAGUAAAUAAGAUGUGCACUCCUUCCA
Messenger RNA from Morus notabilis, 2309 nucleotides. Its product is annotated as granule-bound starch synthase 1, chloroplastic/amyloplastic. Bases 140 to 1975 code for a protein of 611 amino acids. The transcript has 14 exons. Lineage: Eukaryota; Viridiplantae; Streptophyta; Magnoliopsida; Rosales; Moraceae. The record is from RefSeq and is a predicted model, not a curated record. Gene Ontology annotation, molecular function: alpha-1,4-glucan glucosyltransferase (UDP-glucose donor) activity.